This is a messenger RNA of Anopheles coustani, 2438 nucleotides long. RefSeq names its product 5'-3' exonuclease PLD3-like. Bases 350 to 1885 code for a protein of 511 amino acids. Gene Ontology annotation, molecular function: catalytic activity. NCBI's taxonomy places the organism in Eukaryota, Metazoa, Arthropoda, Insecta, Diptera, Culicidae. The record is from RefSeq and is a predicted model, not a curated record. The transcript is spliced from 3 exons.
UAAAACGUAAACAUAUUAUCGCUGCUUUAUCUGGGAGGAAAAAUCAUUAUUUAUAGAAAAAACAUCAUUGUGAGUUGUUUAUUUAGUUGCAAAUAGUUAACAAAUUCGUUGCGACGCGGCGGCCAUACUGUAAGGUAUGCGUGUGUAACUGUUUGGUCCUUCAUGCUGGUACGAUAGCAAUCUGGCACCAGGUGAAUAAACAUAUUCGAAGGACUUCGUGCUAUAUUCUGGCAUAUGGCCAGUUUCAAAGGAGCGAUUUUCAAGUGAAAUGAUUCUUUGCUGGCCAAGGGUGCAGCUCUCUUUUAGUUGUUAGUUUGUACGUCGUUCAGUCGUGACGAGCUGGUUGAGGAUGAAAAUACAAAUCCCACUCGGUCGCAGCCAGAGUCCGGCCCUGGACAAAGGUGUUGAAGGUGCGAAAGCGGGCGGGUACGAGGCUCCGGUUGCCAACGGGCCAGACGAUGAUUUCGAGCUGUGGGAUCAGAGCAAGGCGUUGCGCUCGGAGUACCGUGACAGCCGGUGGGCCCAGAAUGGCUGGUCUUCCUGUAUUCCAAUAUCGAUCAUACUGGUGCUGAUUGUGCUGGUUGUGCUGUUGCCGUUGAUCGACCACGGUGAUCGGACCGGCGGAGAAUCGAGCCGGACCGGGCUGGGUCAGCAGGUGCGCACCAAGUGCCCGGAUGAGUGUACGAUUCAGCUGGCCGAGAGCAUUCCGGAGGGCUUGACCUACCCGGAUGGCAGCGUUUCCUUUCGCUCUACCUUCGACGCGUGGAUGGCACUAAUAGCGAUGGCGGAGGAAACGAUUGAGAUCGGUUCGUUCUACUGGACGUUGAAGGGAGCGGAUGUGUACAAUCACAGUUCGGCGCGGGAAGGCGAAACGAUUUUCCGUCAGCUGUUCCUAGCCGGUACGGAGCGUAAGUUGCGAGUGAAGAUUGCCCAAAGCGCGCCAACGUCCGUUUCGCCCAACCUGGACACGGACCUGCUGGCUAAGCAGGGUGCUGCUAACGUGCGCUCGGUCGAUUUUCCUCGCCUUUUUGGGGGCGGUGUGCUGCACACGAAGGUGUGGCUCGUCGACCGGAAGCACUUCUAUCUCGGAAGCGCCAACAUGGACUGGCGGUCGCUGACGCAAGUCAAGGAGCUGGGCGUGCUCGCUCGUAAUUGCUCCUGUCUGGCGCAGGAUUUGGCGAAGAUAUUCGACGUCUAUUGGGACAUGGGUGUACCGGAUGCGCGUGUACCUCCGAAGUGGCCCAAGCAGUACGCGGCUAAUUAUAACCUGAGCGCCCCCGCAAAGGUGCAGUUCAACGGAGAACACGUGCUAAACACCUACUUUUCGAGCUCACCUCCAAUGCUGUCCCCUGAUGGGCGCACGGACGAUCUAGCUGCCAUUCUCGAUGUCAUCGGCAAGGCGAACCGAUUCAUUCAUAUCUCUGUGAUGGACUAUUUCCCGCUGACUCUCUAUUCCCGUAAAACGCAAUAUUGGCCGUACAUAGACGACGCGUUGCGAAAGGCCGCCAUCGAGCGGAAGGUGUCAUUGCGGUUGCUUAUUUCGCUGUGGGAUCAUUCGCGGCCCUCGGAGGACUACUUCCUCCACUCGCUGGAGGCGCUCUCGAAUGCACUCAGCGGGGUGGACAUCCAGAUUCGGCGGUUCGUCGUACCGGCCACGGACGAUCAGAAGAAAAUCCCGUUCGGUCGCGUCAACCACAACAAGUACAUGGUGACGGAUAAUACCGCCUACAUUGGGACGUCCAACUGGUCCGGCGAUUACUUCAUCGACACGGCCGGCAUCGGAAUGGUGAUGGGGUCGUUCGAAACCGACGGCACCAUCAUCCAGGAGCUGCAGGCGCUUUUCGAGCGCGACUGGAACAGCAAGUAUGCGGUUGAGCUAAGCUAGAUCUCAAUUACACCCUUCGGAUCGCCGGGGGUAAACGGCUGGCACUGCAUUGAAACUCACAAUCAAGCCGGAAACGAACCACCAAAAUGCUCCCGGUGGGUGUCUUCAAUCAAUCUUAUGUGCCUUCUCAAUCCAAAGUGGUUAGUGAAAAGUGGUAUACCGGUUCGCUCAAUUAAGUUAAACAUCUUCUCUCUUGAUGGACACUAUUUUUCCAUUUUACUAAGCGUAUCCUAGAGUGUUGAACAACAUAUCAAGCCUUUUGCACUGUUUCGAACUCAACCCCGUCGUGAGCGUUUAGAUAAGGUUGACACGCAACGCACACCCUUUAUUAUUAGGAGUACGUAGGAAGUUUACUACCUUAAUUGGUUACUUAGCUAGAAGAAAACUAUUACAAUUUUUCAACGCAUACGAUAAACAACGCUUAAAAGCUACAGCACUUAAAUUUUUUUUUCCUAAUUCAAUCGCUCAUAUUUGUGUCUGUGAUGCGCUCGGUGGUCUGUGAUGCGCGAAAUGAGUGAGCUAGUAAAUAAACGAACAAGCAACUGCACCUUGA